UGGCUUCGAGGGUUUAGUGUUUUUUGCACCACAUAAACGUAAAGCGAUUUUGCUACAGUGUUUAUGUCAUAUCAUGCUGUAGUAGAGGUCCAAUGCAGAGCACUAGAGGUGAGGGUGGUGAGGGAGCAGGGGAGGAGGAGGUGAGGCCGGAAAACUCGAGGCAAACUGAAGAGGUGAGCGAGCUGCAGGAUGGAGGCGAGGAAGGAGCAGAGGACCGUGGGGCCCCAGCCGCUACACAGAGUGUCUCACAGAAUCAGUCAGGACCAGAGCCUGAUGACACGACCCCCCAGCGUCAGCCUGUCCACACUGGGUUGGAUGACUUCCCUGCAGCCACAAAUUCAGUGCAAGAAAAUGUUGCCCAGUUGCCGUUGACACUUCACCCCUCACACCUUAACACAUCAGAAGACAUGGAGGAUCAAGAGCCGCCGCAAGAGGAGGAGGAGGAAGGGGAAGUGGAGGAUGAAGAGGAGGAGGAAGAAGAGUUCAUCGUUCUUGACUCUGAACAUCCGCUGGUCAGAAGGCAACAAGUUGCUCUGAACAGACAGCUCAGUAAUCAGCUGGAGAGGAUCGACCUGGGACUGAAGGAGAAGCUGGCAAAUGAGAAGGAAGAUGAUAAGCACCUUCAGGCGUUGGGAGUUGGGAUGUACGGGGUGCAGGAGCAGCUGGCCCGGCUGCAGACCAGGCUGGAUGAGCGUCAGCACACCAAGGCCGAGGCGGAGGCCAAACGUCAGCAGGCCAGGCAUCAGCUGGAGGAGAUCAAGAGACAGUAUUCCAAUAUCACCGGCCAAGACAGAAAGGACAAAGCCAACGCGUCCCAGUUACAGGCGGAGAUAGACAACCUCUUGCAGCAUCUGGUCUUCACACAAGGAGUCAGCGAAGAUCUGAGCUCCAAUGUCAAAGCCCUGAAGAACGCCAGACGCAAAGCAGGAGCUGAGAAGAACCAGGCCGAAGAGCAGAAGUUCCAGCAGGAUUUGUAUGUGGAGCGUCUUACAAAGGACAAGGAGAGGCUGACGGAGCAGAUAGCCAUGUAUGAAGCCCAGGCCAAAGCUCAGGCAGAGGAGACGCAUGCAGCCAAAGAGGCUCUCUCUGAGGCCGAGAUGGAAAUGGAGUCUCUGGUGUUGGCGCGGAACCAGCUGCUGCAGCAGUGGAGCGGCAGCCUGGUGGGCAUGAGGAGACGAGACGAGGCCUUCAGCGCCAUGCAGGAUGCUGUGCGCACCGUCGAGCACCAGGUGAUCUUGCUGGACAGAGAGAUUGAAGGCUACAAGAGAUCCACCAAUGAAGAGCAGGAGGAGAAUGAGAAGCUAACUAUGCAGCUGAACUGGUCCCAUAUGGACGGGGCCACCUCCAGAAAGCUGAUCAUUCAGAAGCAGGCCCAGGGAGAGGCUCUGCAGGCGCACUACAGCUCCUGCCUGCGCACUCUGAGGGAAACGGAGCGCACCCUCGCCAGGCUCUCUAAGGAAACAAGUGCCCACCACGCUGAAGUGAUCGAUCAGAGGAGGCAGUUGCAGAAAGAGAGUGCUGUGCGUCUGGAGAUUGAGGACAAGAUCAUGACCCACAUCCAGCAGAAGCUCACCCACAACAAGGCUGCCAAGUACUCCCAACGGCUCACCAGCAGGAUAGCCACGCUCAAGAGGGAGAAGAGCUUUCGGUUGUGGCAGCUGGAGAAUGAUGUAGUGGCGGUGGGACAGGAGAUCAGCAAAGCCAGCCAACAUCUGGAGAGCCUGGGCCUCACCAUGGAGGCUUUAGACGAGAAGAUCGCUAGGUCCAACAAGUUACUGACGACCAUCCAGGCUAAGAUGUCCUCCUUUGUGACACUCAUCGCGCAAAAGCAGGCCAGCAUCGCCACCUGCAACAAAAAGAUCUAUGAAAUUGCAGCCAAAACUGGGCAUGAAGACCUGAGUCCUCUGCAAAUCAAGGUAGAGGCAAUAAGGGCUCAGAUGGAGGAGCUGGCGGGGAGAAUCAAGAGUGACCAGCAGCUCUGGAUGAUGCGUCAGGGGACUCUGGUGGCAAUGACCCACGAGAUAGAAGCCAACAGCAAGGAGAUGCUGAAACUGCAGACAGAAUACACUGCCAUGCAGCAGAAGAAAAUACGCCUGGAGGGUCAGAUUGAAGCGGAGCACCAUGAGGAGACGGAGCUGGAGAAGAAUGCCAAGAUGUUGAGAGGAGACCUGCUGAAGCUCAACACCCUGCUGAGCAAGAACUCACAGCUGAGCCAGGCGCUGGAGCAGGAGAACGCUCUGAGGGAGACAGACUUCCUGCACAGACUUAAGGAGGCAGAACGGGAGUCUAUCCAGAUGCAGAUCAAACACGAAAGGAUCCAGGAGGAGAAGGAGAGAAUCCUAAACAGUCUGGUGGAGGCUGAGCGACAGAUAAUGCUGUGGGAGAAGAAGAUCCAGCUUGUGAAAGAGACCCGUUCAGCUGUGGACUCGGAGGUGGGCCAGGGAGACAUCCAGAUAAUGAAGGCCGAGGUACACCGUAUGGAGUGUAAAACUUGGAUGCAACAUAACCUCCUCAAACUGAACAGCAACAAAACAGAACUCCUCCUAAUCGGCUCCAAAUCCACCCUCAGCAAGGUCACUAAUGGCGCAUUACUACUGCAGGGCAUCGCACGGCUUAGUACG
This is a messenger RNA of Notothenia coriiceps (black rockcod), 2621 nucleotides long. It is a transcript of the gene ccdc40, whose product is annotated as coiled-coil domain 40 molecular ruler complex subunit. The record is from RefSeq and is a predicted model, not a curated record. Lineage: Eukaryota; Metazoa; Chordata; Actinopteri; Perciformes; Nototheniidae. The transcript has 17 exons. Gene Ontology annotation, cellular component: cilium; cytoplasm. Gene Ontology annotation, biological process: epithelial cilium movement involved in determination of left/right asymmetry; heart looping; axoneme assembly. The annotation marks the transcript as partial.